GCUCUCGAGGCGAGAAUGGAGCGGGGCUGGAGCAGCUGCAAGCAGAGCCGCCUCCCCGCCCGGGCCUGGCGCUGCAGCCCCGGCCGCCGCGCCGCUGUAAGGUAUGAACAAGAUGAAACACAAGCAUCACAAAAUGGAGGCCCCAGUACCAGUGAGUCCCCUUCUUCCUCUUCCAGUUCAUGUCAGAGCUCUCCAGUGCCUGAACUUCCCGGAUUCUACUAUGAUCCUGAAAAGAAUCGCUAUUUCCGCCUGCUCCCUGGGCAUAAUAAUUAUAAUCCACUCACCAAGGAAAGCAUUCAGUACAAAGAGAUGGAGUGCAAAAGACUGAAGCUCUUGGAGGAAGAUGAACAGCAGAAGAAAACAUCUAGAGCUGGGUUGAACUCAUCAAUUCUCUUACACAAGAGGCAGUUAGGUUUGCUCAGCUCCACCAAUUAUUGCAGACUGGUCCAUGAGUUAAAGGUGAACUGCAUGCAGAAGAGGAAAAUAGAGAUUCACGGUCCAGAUUCCUCGGUUGCUGGAACCAACAAUUUUAAAAUAAUAGUGGCAGAUGCUGCUUGCGAGCGGAUAUUUGCUGUGAAUGAUGUAGAGCAUGGGGGAUGUAAAUACGGUAUCAUCAACCUCAGUGGCUUAGGGAAAGAGUCUCUCACUGUGGAGAUGUAUGACAACCUCUACUUCACAAACCGCAAGGUGAAUUCUGUGUGCUGGGCAUCACUGACUCAUCCAGAUUCCCAUGUUUUGCUGUGUCUCAUGGGAAUUGCAGAAACUCCAGGUUGUAUCAGUCUGCUUCCAGCAUCAUUGUUCAUCAGCUCUAAUCCAGUUGAUCAGCCUGGGAUGCUCUGCAGCUUCAAGAUCUCCACUGGUUGGUCCUGUGCUUGGUGCCUUAACCCCCAGGCAGAUAACUGCUUCAGUACAGGUCAGACACGGCGGGUUCUUGUGACCAAUGUGAUUACAGGUCACCGGCAGACAUUUGGAACCAGCAGCGAUGUCCUGGCACAACAGUUUGCAACCCAGACUCCAGUGCUGUACAAUGGUUGCCGUUCAGGGGAGAUUUUCAGUAUUGAUGUCCGUCAGCGCAGCCAGAAGGGCCAGAGCUGGAAAGCUGUUCGUCUCUUCCAUGACUCAGCAGUUACGUCAGUGCGUCUUCUCCAGGCUGAAUACUAUCUUAUGGCAGCAGACAUGGCUGGAAAGAUAAAGCUCUGGGACCUGAGAGUAGCUAAGUGUGUAAAACAGUACAAGGGCCAUCACAAUGAAUAUGCCACUCUCCCAUUGCACAUAAAUGAAGAAGAAGGCCUUCUUACAGCAGUUGGUCAAGAUUGCUACACAAGAAUCUGGAGUCUCCAGGACACCCAUCUGCUUAGAACCAUCCCUUCUCCACACCCAACCUCAAAGGACUCCAUCCCCAGUGUGGUCUUCUCUUCAAAACUUGGAGGGAGCCGAGGAGUUCCUGGCCUGCUAAUGGCAGUGAAGCAGGAUCUCUACCACUUCUCUUAUAGCUGAGGCAAUCCAUAUUGUCCCCAGACUAAGGUUACAGAUCAUCCAGCCCACCUGAGUGACUCAGCGUGGAGGUGGCACAGGUGGCCUUUUAUUAUAACUAUUGUAUUGGCUCAAGUCGUACUGCCGGCCCAUCUGCUAUCACGCUGGAAUUUUGAACCCAGGAGAUUCAGCAACUUCCUACUGUAUCUGCUGUAUGUCCCCCAGACAGUUGUAAAUAAAAAUGGUACAGUAGUAAUUAACUGCU
Messenger RNA from Gavialis gangeticus (Gharial), 1738 nucleotides. RefSeq names its product DDB1 and CUL4 associated factor 4 (gene DCAF4). The record is from RefSeq and is a predicted model, not a curated record. Gene Ontology annotation, molecular function: protein binding. Gene Ontology annotation, cellular component: Cul4-RING E3 ubiquitin ligase complex. Lineage: Eukaryota; Metazoa; Chordata; Crocodylia; Gavialidae. The transcript has 13 exons. The coding region runs from base 16 to 1497 and encodes 493 amino acids.